CCCCCCCCCCCCCCCCCGCGACCAAACCGUUCCCAGCCACCUGGAGCUGGCCAAGAUGUUUUGAGAAUGCUGAGAUGUUUGGGGGUAAUCAGCAUAUUUCUCAGGGUGCCUGGCUGUGGGAUGGUGGUACAAAUCCCUGCUCUGCUCCCUAUCACCUGUCACUCCCCCCUCCCGAUUUCCUACCACAUCAGAUAUUUUAUCUCCUAAGUAUAUACAAUAAAGUAUUGCAAAACAAAUAAACGCAAAUGGCUCUUGGGACAAAUGUGGGUAUUUGUGAGAUGUAAUCUUAAUUUAAACCUGUCUUUUCAUUUUCUGAAGAACUCUGGGAUUGAGAAAGCUUUUCUUUUUGAUGUUGUCAGCAAGAUCUAUAUUGCAACAGACAGUUCCCCUGUUGACAUGCAGUCCUAUGAGCUAUGUUGCGACAUGAUUGACGUUGUGAUUGAUGUUUCUUGCAUAUAUGGAUUAAAAGAAGAUGGCAGCGGUAGUGCAUAUGACGAGGAAUCUAUGGCAAUUAUUAAACUCAAUAACACAACUGUUUUAUAUUUAAAAGAAGUGACAAAAUUUCUAGCCUUGGUGUGUAUCCUCAGAGAAGAAAGCUUUGAGCGCAAAGGCCUCAUAGACUACAAUUUCCACUGCUUCCGCAAGGCCAUCCACGAGGUCUUUGAGGUGGGCCUUUCCUCUCACCGCUCCUGCGGCCAUCAAGCCAACAUUCCCAAUUUGAAAGCAGUGACUCAUAACGGCACCCCGAAGGAGGACUGAGUCGGGACGGCCUGGGGCUGGCUUGCCUACCCUGGGCCUGGGUCAGUGCAGGAGCAGCAGCACGGAGGAUGGGCGGCACAACGUCCUCCGUUUUGUUUGAAGCAAGCGGAGUCUGCCUUGGGGGCUGGUGGCCCUCCCCAGGAGUGACUGAGGGGAAGCCAAGAGGCUGAGGGGUGCCUUUCGUGGCCAUUGGGCAGGCAGCCUCUCCUCCACAGGGGAACUUUUCUUCUUUGUUUCCGGAUUCAGCAGCAGGCGAUGUGCUCCAGGCGCUCAGAAACUCAAGCGUAGUAGUUCUUAAGUUACUUGAGUAUACGCUCCACACAUUCCACCUGAGAUAUCGCAUUGUUUUGUGGUCAUGCCUGAAAGAAGCCACCUAUCCUGUGACCUCUCCUUUGCAAACCCAUGGAAUGAAAACGCUCGUCUGCUUUUCUAGCUCUAACUGUCCUCAGAACUGUUUGAAAAGUCACGUCUUGCGUUGCCAAGCUUUUGGCCACUCGGUAUCAGUGCCUGCAAUCAUUCGUGCCCUGGUUUUUUUACUCUGAUUCUUCUAUGCUAUUUUUCCCCCUGAAGCGGGUUUGGGUGGCGCUGGCUCCCUCAGCUAGGAAACGGAG
Molecule: messenger RNA, 1370 nt
Organism: Pseudonaja textilis
Lineage: Eukaryota; Metazoa; Chordata; Lepidosauria; Squamata; Elapidae
Source: RefSeq, a predicted model, not a curated record